UAAAAUGGAGGGAGCGAUUAAAAAAUGACUUUAUAGUCAUUUGGACCAAGAAAUGAGUUAUACAGGGCGCUAGAAAAUACAUCAUAUCUGCAAUUACAGGAGGUGAAGUGUGGCGCUAGAAAAUACAUCAUAUCUGCAACCACAGGAGGUGAAGUGUUGCGACUUCAUUCCUUGCGGAACUCCUUCUGGAACGAACCCUCACUCUUUUCCGGGUGUCCAAGGGUUCCAUGGAUCAAUGUAGAGUGUCUUGACCUAAAUCUUGCCUGUCCUUUUGCCCGUUUACCCUCCUCUUCUGCCCAGCGCUGAUACUUCGUUCUAUCAUGCUCCAUAUGAACUUGCCAAAGUGAGAACUUAUGCUAUUGUUUAAUAUGUAGGUAUUGGUGAUGGACCAGACACCAAGGAACAGACAUCAAUUGGCCUGACAGCUGGCUGUAACAACUAAUAUUGGUAUUUUGUUUUCUAGGCAUUUAGACGCCAUUUAGAUUCUGGAUUUGACCUCAUACUGCUGGUGAUAUUGUCCUGUCUAUUUUGGCACCUUGGCAAAUCACAAAGUUUCUUCCGAUAUGGACGUUAUUGAAGCUGAAACAUUGGAGAGAGCGGAGGAGGAAAAAAUUGCAAUGGCUGUUGAUGGUGGGGAUUCCUCGGAAGAUGAGGCCGAAGUCAUACCAAAGGUUGUUGAGAACUUUUAUUUCACAGAUGAGAAUCAAGAACCAAUUUCCUUCACAGUCUUACCUAAUGAUAUGAAUGGCGAUGAGAAAAAAGAUGUGUCAAAUAAGGAAGUUUUCUUAGAGGGUACUGCUGAUGGUGGACUACAAAAGGUGUAUAAACAGGCUGUUGCAUGGAAACUAAAUCUCGAGGAGCAAAAACCUGUUAUAUAUGCUAUGAUUAAAGACAAAACCUGGAUCCAGCUACAGAAGCCUAGGAAAAGUUAUGAGGAGUUAAUACGGAGCUUUCUUGUUUCUGCUCACUUUCUUCAUUUUGCAAGGAGAAAUCCUGAAGCCUCAGAGAAGGCAUAUUGGGAGCAUUUACGGAAAUCCGUUAGCACAUCUGAUGAGAAGCCGGCAGAAUCUGAUUUGCUAAAACAUUUUUCUAUGAUUGAAAGCAUGUACCAGAGAGACGAGAAAUUGAAAAAUGCAAAUAUUCUGAAAAUUUUUCUGGAAAUGAAAUCUAAGAAGAGGAAGCCAUCUGAUGAGGAUGGGGAUAAUAAUUCCAAAGCUAAAAGAGCAAAAUUUUUAGUCAGUGAUGAAGAAUCUGACAGGGACUUUGGAGAAGAUGGUUUGGAUGAGUCUGACGAGGAGGAAGAUGAUUUAUUUGAUUCAGUGUGUGCCAUUUGUGACAAUGGUGGGGACCUUUUAUGUUGUGAGGGUCCUUGCAUGCGAUCUUUUCAUCCAAAUAAAGAAGCAGGUGAAGAUUCAAACUGUAAAUCGUUAGGUUUAUCCAAGGCACAAGUCAAGGAAAUUCAAAAUUUUUACUGUCGCAACUGUAAGUAUAAGCAGCAUCAGUGUUUUAUUUGUGGAAAGUUGGGUUCAUCUGACAAGUCUUUAAGACCAGAGGUUUUCAAUUGUGUUUCUGCAACUUGUGGUCUCUUUUACCAUCCACGUUGUGUAUCAAUAAUGAUUGCACCGGAAGCUGAGGCAGAAGAGCUUGAGAAGAAAAUUGGUGAUGGACUGCAAUUUACAUGUCCCGUGCAUAGAUGUAUUGUUUGCAAGCAGACAGAGCAGAAGGGUGAUGAAGAUAUGCAAUUUGCAAUUUGCAGACGUUGUCCCAAAGCAUAUCAUAGGAAGUGUUUACCAAAAUCCAUCCAUUUUGAAGAUGUAGGUGAUGAACCACAACGCGCUUGGGACGAUCUCAUCCCAAAUAGGAUUCUCAUAUAUUGCAGGAAACAUAAAAUUGAUCAAGAAUUAGCAACACCAAAAAGGAACCACAUCAUAUAUCCAGAGGUGCCUUCUGCUGAUAAAAUUGUGAAAAGAAAUCAUGUUAUAUCUCCUGAAUCUGGUGUGGGAAAGACUGUUGGUAAAAAGAAAAUGAAGUCACCAUCUUCUACUAGUGAAAAAUUUGCCUUGGAAUCUAUCAAAGAAAGAGCAUCUCCAAAACCAUCUGUAAAGAAAGAAAAGAUUACAUCUACUGGCAUACUUCCAAAGGUUCGUGGUGUGCCUGAGUUGCCUAAGAAAGCAAUGAAGGAGGUGGAUAUAUAUUCUACAGUGAAGGAGGAUAAACAUGCUAACUUGGAGAUGAAGAAGAGUCUGGGUCUUAAACAGAGUAAAUCAAAUAAUUAUGAUUUGAAUAAGAAUAAAACAGCCCAGGGAUUAACUUCUUCUAAACAAGAUCAGAAGAAACCUGCUGUUGUUCUACCCACUUUUGUAGAAAAUGACAUUAAAAUAACAAUCAUGGAUAUCAUUAAGAGAUCAACAUCUGGGAUAAGUCUGGAUGGUGUAUAUAAAAAGCAUCAAGUACCAUCAACGCACACGAAUUACAACAUGAGGAAUCUGGAUAAAUCUAUAACUCAAGGAAAGGUAGAGGGAGCUGUGGAGGCUGUUCGCACAGCUUUGAGAAAGCUUGAAGAAGGUGGCAAUAUUGAUGAUGCCAAAGCUGUUUGUGGAGCUGAUAUACUCCACCACAUGAUGAAAUGGAGGAACAAAUUAAAAGUUUAUUUGGCACCAUUUCUACAUGGGAUGCGCUAUACAUCAUAUGGUCGGCAUUUUACCAAAAUUGAGAAGCUGAAUGAGGUGGUUGAAAGGCUUCAUUGGUAUGUGCAGGAUGGUGAUACGAUUGUGGAUUUCUGUUGUGGGGCUAAUGAUUUCUCGAGGUUGAUGAAAGCAAAGCUUGACCAGUCUGGGAAAAAAUGCUUCUUUAAGAACUUUGACAUAAUUCAACCAAAGGAUGAUUUUGAAUUUGAGAAGAGAGAUUGGAUGACUGUCCAAACAGAUGAAUUGGCAACAGGUAGCAGAUUGAUCAUGGGAUUGAAUCCUCCAUUUGGUGUCCAAGCUUGCCUUGCAAAUAAAUUUAUUGACAAGGCUUUGGAGUUCAAACCAAAAUUAGUCAUACUUAUUGUUCCAAAGGAAACAAAAAGAUUAGACAAGAAACGAGAGGGAUAUGAUCUUGUUUGGGAGGAUCCAGAUCUAUUGAAAGGAGAGUCAUUUUACAUGCCAGGUUCUGUUGAUGUUGAUGACAAUCAACUAGGCCAAUGGAAUACAGUUCCACCACCGCUUUAUCUCUGGAGCCGACCUGAUUGGACUGUAGUGCACAAGGAAAUAUCAAUAAAGCAAGGACAUGUGAAAAAUCCUACAAUAACAAUGGAGCCUGAGGUUUUUGAAACAAUACCUUCCCAGUCAAUUGAAUGGAAUCUUGGUUUAGGAAAACAUGCUGAGAAGGAUCAGCAGUGCGCUGCUUUUGGAAAUGAGACCAUUAACAAGUCUGGCGUGGUCAGAGACAGUGAGAAGGAAUCCAAAUUUGAUUCUUUAUCUUUGGUACAUCAACUGGACAUUCCAGAUAAGAAAGACCAUGAAGAGAACAUUUAUAGCCAGAGGAGUUCUGAAACCCAAAUUAAGGCCAAAGAUGCUGAUAUGAAUGGUAAGAAAGAAAAGUCACCAGUGGGAGAGAAGGAGAGAGCAGAUCCUGUAGGGAGAGAAAGAUUCAACAAAGGGAAGCAUGAGAAAAAAAAACAUGAUGCAGAGAAAUCUGAAAAGACCAGGUCUGAGAGUGAAAGGUUUGACAGAGACAGAAAAAGAGAGAGGCCAGACAGAGGCAAGUUUGAAAAGGAGAGAAUUGUUUCGUCACCGCCCUUAAAGAAAAUGGAUUCAAUGAGGGACGAUGAGAAUGAGUAUAAUGGUUAUAUGCGAGAACAGGGUUCUGGACACAUCAAUGCUACAAAUGGUUUUGGCAGAACAUUUGACGGAGGACCUGGUAGUGGUAAUAGAGAAUAUGAGACAAGAGGGCUUAAGGUUGGUGGAACUGAGCUGGGGCAGGAUAUUGGAAGAGGUUUCCAAGGAUUACUACCUGGUGGUGUCGAGGAAGGCUAUGUUAGAGGUUAUCAUAGAAAGUCCGGUGGUGGUAGUGAGGGUUUUGGGAGGUUACAUACCAGUGCUUCUGAAGAUUAUGUGCGUGGAAUACAACUUAGUCACUCUGCAAAUAGAGACGAAGAAUACGCUCCGGCAGAAGUGACUAGAGGCUUCUCCAGAAGUUUGCCUUGUUUGGAAUCUGACUAUUCAGUUCCGUCAGAUCUUCAAAGAAUGCAGAACAAUGGACUGUACAAUAGACAGGCUCAAUAUGGUUAUGACUCGGAAAGAUCAAGUUUGUUACAAGAUCCUAGAACUCCUGAUUGGUUAAUGGGGGAUUCUCAGAGAGGCAGAUAUCAUGUUGAGCAGGCAUCUCGUAUUAGUGAUGCUUAUGUUCCCGAGUUACAUAACUCGUUAUUGUUAGGGAAACAGCAUGAGGAGCCUUCACAUCUUUUUAGGGGAACAUAUCAGUCCGAAACUUUCGGGCGUUCAGAAAUAUCCUCAUCAGUCAUGCAGCGUUAUGCUCCUCGUCUUGACCAGAAUAUGAAUUAUGCAAGAUCUAGUGGGAACAGUUCCUCUGGAGUUGGGCAAGCACGUGGAUCUGAAAGCUUUCCUUUUGAUCCAUUAGCCUUUGCACCAGGACCAAAAAACCUUUAUCCACAUCAAAGCUCCUCAGGUUGGAUUGACGAUUAAGCAUCCAAAGCAAUUGUGCAUCUCAACUAUAUUAUAUUUGUGGUUUUCUUCUCCGGUGGAUAACUAUUUAAUAUAGCUUUGGUAAUUUUAUUUUUGUA
Molecule: messenger RNA, 4786 nt
Organism: Cryptomeria japonica (Japanese cedar)
Lineage: Eukaryota; Viridiplantae; Streptophyta; Pinopsida; Cupressales; Cupressaceae
Product: protein ENHANCED DOWNY MILDEW 2
Exons: 21
Coding region: 564-4688 (1374 amino acids)
Source: RefSeq, a predicted model, not a curated record